Colletotrichum spaethianum is the source of this 1479-nucleotide messenger RNA. RefSeq names its product cytochrome P450 monooxygenase aclL. Bases 1 to 1479 code for a protein of 492 amino acids. NCBI's taxonomy places the organism in Eukaryota, Fungi, Ascomycota, Sordariomycetes, Glomerellales, Glomerellaceae. The transcript has 5 exons. Gene Ontology annotation, molecular function: monooxygenase activity; iron ion binding; heme binding. The record is from RefSeq and is a predicted model, not a curated record.
AUGGCAAUUUUUGUAUUCAUCGUGCUAGCGGCAGUUAUUGGGGUUGUAGCUAAGGGCGUGUACAAUGCUUUCCUGCAUCCUCUUCGUCACUACCCAGGCCCAAAGCUCGCUGGAGUCACCCGAGCUUACUACCUUUUCUUCGAUGUUCGUGGCGUAAGUCACUGGAAGGUCAAGGAGUGGCAUGAAAAGUACGGCGAAGUUGUUCGCAUUGCACCAGGUGAACUGUCUUACACCUCCAGCCAAGCUUGGCAAAGUAUUUAUGGUUUCCCCAACAAGGAUGGGACGGGCAACUUUGAGAAAGAUGCUCAGUGGUGGAACAAGAAUGUCAACGGCGUUGAAAACAUUCUCACUGCAGACCAUGCUGGCCACAAGCGCAUGCGCCGACUCCAGAACCCGGCCUUCUCAGACAAAGCCUUGAAGGCGCAAGAGUCUGUCAUCACCGGCUAUGUCAACCUGCUCAUUCACAAGCUCCAUGGACAGGCAUCCAGCACCGCAAAUGCCAUCGUCGACAUGAACUCGUGGUAUAACUUCACUACGUUUGACAUCAUCGGCGACCUUGCGUUCGGCGAGCCUUUUUAUUGUCUUCGAGACGCCAAAUGGCAUUGGUGGCUGCACGCUGUCUUCGAUAUCUUUCAAGCCGGCACUUACCUUCGAGCUGCCCGGAGGUUCCCUUCGCCCCUGUCUGAAAUGCUUUUGCUUCUCAUUCCGCGUCGCCUGAUCAAGACCAGAGUUGCCCAGUUCAACUUUGGAGUCGAGCGUGUAAAUCGUAGGCUCGAGCAAGAUACCGAACGCCCCGAUUUCAUGUCAUACAUCCUCCAAGGAAGUGAUGAGAAAGCGAUGUCAGUCGACGAGAUGUACACUGCAGCUCAGGUUCUCAUCGUUGCGGGCAGUGAAACAACAGCAACUGGUCUAACUACCGCUACCUACCUUCUCUGCGAGAACCCUCACACGUUGGAGAAGCUCACAGCUGAGAUACGUGGUACAUUCGAAAAAGAAGAUGACAUCACUAUCCAGAGCACUGCCGGACUAAGCUAUCUGAACGCCGUUGUCGAGGAGGCUUUACGACUUGGUCCUCCCGGACCUGGAACCUUUCCCCGCGUUGUUCCCGACGGAGGAAGAACAGUGUGUGGAGAGUUCGUCCCCGGUGGAUAUUCUGUUGGAGUCCACCACUUGUCUGUCAACCGCUCGCCGGUCAACUUCCGCGCACAUGAUGAGUUCCAUCCUGAGAGGUGGCUUGGGGACCCGAACUUUGAAUCCGACAAGAAGACCGCGGCUCAGCCCUUUUCGUUCGGACCAAGGAACUGUAUCGGAAAGAAUUUGGCUUAUGCUGAAAUCCGUACAAUCAUCGCCCGUGUCGUGUGGAACUUCGACAUGAAGUUACAUCCCGAUAGCGCAGGCUGGCUUGGCAGGCAGAAAAUGUUCACCACUUGGCAUAAGACCGAAAUGAAGGUGUAUCUAUCCGCAAGAGCAAGGCAAUGA